CGGCAUCUGGUCACUCUGGCGAGAAGAAAGAAAAUAGAAAUCAAAAUAAUGAAGAGAUUUCCAUACGCAAAUCGCAAAAUUAGAGAAUAACAAUUGGAAUUUGCUGGCGCUCGAGUGCCGCGUGUAACGGUAAAACGCUGCGCAAUCGCGGAAAAAUCGCUCGCAGUUCCGCAGUUCGGAAAUUCCGCUGGCAAAUCGAACGCAAAGACAGAGCAGCAGUGGCAAAGCAAACGCAAAAGCAAAGACAAACGCAAAGACAGAAGCAAAAGCAGCGAGGGAUUUUGGAGGCUGCUUUUUUGGGGCGACACUAAAGCAAAAUAAAAGACAACAAAGUCACUAUUGAGACCCCACUGGCGGAGGGCAGGAACUGUGGCCCCAAGAUGAGCUGCAAGGUGCGGCUGAUGGAGGACGGCUCGCUGGACGAGGAGCCGCUGACCCUCAAGGAGAUCGCCUACCAGAAGCUGUGCAACAAUCUGGACAUCAUCAGCAGCCACCGGCCAGAUGGCCAGCGCGGCCUCAAUCCGGGCAUCGUGCUGCCCAACGAGAUCUGCGAUGGCUUCCUCGAGAACUACCAGCGAUUCAAUCGCCCGCUAGACGACAGCGUCAUCCGCCUCUUCGAGGACACACAGCGCACUUCGCUCAAGAUCGUCAAUCUUCGCAACAGCACCCUGAGCAGUAUAGGCUUGGAGACUCUGAUGCGCCACAAACUGUUUGCUUUGUCCUUGUGGUACUGCGACAUGAUAUCCGUGGGUUCCCACCACCUUCUGGCCCACUACGGCGACAGUCUGCGAUCCCUGGAGCUGGGCAUCAGUUCCCAUCUGCUGCAGUACGCGGAGCCCAACGAGAAGGAGCCAGUGGACUUCCAGUUGACCUGUCCGCACCUGCGGCGGCUGGUGCUCAAUGGUGUGGUGAUGCACCACCGCCUGCAGUUCGCCCACCUCCACGACCUGGGCCACCUGGACCUUACCUCCUGCGUGCUGGCCAACUUCAGCCUGGAGGCAUUGGGCUCGCUGCCCAAUCUGCACACGCUCAUCCUGUUCAAUGUGUGGCCCAUCGCCAACCAGCUGCAUGCGAUCUGCUGCCUGAGGCGACUGUGCACACUGGACAUGUCCAUUUCCAGUUCCGGAAAUGGCCACGGCACCUACGAUCUGCCCGAUCAGACGCUGGAGAUGCUGAUGGACAACUUGCGGCAUCUCACACAUUUGGAUAUCUCUGGCACGAAUUUGGCCGGCAACGGUGUGGCCACCAAGGAGUCGACAAGUACCAGUGGCUCGCAGCAGAGCCCCAAAAUGGAGCAGCACUUUGCCCUCACAGACAUCCCGGGGCUAGCGUCCCGCACCCAGCGACCGCUGCAGUUCCUAGGCCUCUAUCACACGGCCCACUGGGCCUGCAAAAGACACGAUAUUCCAGCUUUGGAGGUGGCUGGCGAUGCCAACGAGCAGCAAAUCCUUACUGCGGCGCGCUAUUACCACGACAGACCAGUGCUUCUGACAAGAGUUCUCAACGACUUGUACCAUCUCUUCCGCUUCGAGAACUGCAAGGACAUACACACAGCACUGGAUGUUGUGCUCUCCGCCAUGGAUCGGCAUCUCAAGUUCAAGCACAUGCAAAUCUCCGGCAGUGCCACGCUGUUCUACAUUGUCAAGGGCAGGGACCGAUCCAAGUUUGGAGCACUACUGCGCAAUCACAUCAUUCGCACGCUGCUCAAUGGCAUGGAGAUGCACAUCACCGACGACACAAUGCUGCGGAAUGGUUACCUCACGCUCACCCAGUUUCACAUGCCAGUCGAUGUGCUCUUCGAGUACGAGCGUCUCAUCAAGAUCCUGCUGCACGGCGUUUCCAAGACGGAGCAAGAGGGAUUUGUCCAGCGCAUAGCAAUCUACCUGCUGAACACACUCGCUUGCCAGGUGGAUGGGCGACAGAAGCUCUUCCUGGGCGAGUUGGGCGUAGUUAGUACCAUGUUCACGUUGAUAAAGGAUCGGCUGACUCGCUCCGUCUUCGACGAUGUGAUGGAGGUGGCUUGGUCCACCAUGUGGAACGUAACCGAUGAGACUGCUAUUAAUUGUAAGAGAUUCCUCGAUGGACGUGGCAUGGAGUAUUUCCUUAAGUGUUUACAUACCUUCCCGGAUCGUGACGAGCUGUUGCGCAACAUGAUGGGCCUGCUGGGAAAUGUGGCCGAGGUGAAGUGGCUGCGGCCCAAGCUGAUGACCCAGGAGUUCAUUGAGGUGUUUGCCCGCCUGCUGGACUCCCUGAGCGAUGGCAUCGAGGUGGGUGGUGCUAGUGCGAGUGUGGUGGCGAGAGUGCGGGAGAGAGAGAUGGCCAGUGCUAACCAUGCCUACCUGCGCUUCCAGGUCAGCUACAAUGCGGCUGGAGUGCUGGCGCACAUUGCCUCGGACGGAGCGGAUGCCUGGACGAUCAAGACGCCCAGCCGGGAGCACGUGCUGGAGCGCAUGGUGGCCGCCAUUCAGCGGUGGAACAUCAAGAGCGAGCGGAACAUCAACUACCGCAGCUUUGAGCCGAUCCUCAGCCUGGUGCGCUGCUACGAGACGCCCCAGUGCCAGCAUUGGGCUGUCUGGGCCCUGGCCAAUCUGACACAGGUUUAUCCCGAAAAAUACUGCAAGCUGGUGGAGCAGGAGAACGGCAUCCAGAUCCUCAACGAGCUGAUCGAGCACGAGAGUCCCUACUGCGAGAUCAAGCGCAUCGCCCGCCUGGUCAUAGAGCAGUGCGAGUCGGGAUCGGAUCGCAUGGUCGUCGACAACUAAGCGGAUAUUUAGGAUAGCACGUAGCUUUAGGAUUCGAGUUUGUUGUAAUGUUUUUUUCUGCUUCCUCUGUUUCCCGUUUUAAGGCAAGUGCAAGUGUUAUGUGGUUCAAGAGAUUCUUCCUUGACUUUUAUAUUUUCAGCGAGAGCAGCAGAUACAUAGAUGCAAGUUUAAGCUAUGCGAGAGUUUAGCAACUAAAUCUAAUGAUGCAGAAGCGUGCAGAAUUAUUCGAUAAUUACAUAAUUACUAGAUUAUAUAUGUAUAUGUAUCACAUGUUGUAAGCCAGCGAUCUUUUUAGGCCUUCAGAAGUGUAAAUAUUGUUAAAAUCGGAAAGAGGAAGACAUUGGAGUAGCAAGCAAGGCUGCUGGAGAUUAAAUAAAUCCUUAAGAAUUGAAUUCCCCGUGGAUCGAUAGUUCUUUCUCUAGCCACAUAGAUGAGUGUAUUGAAUCUGUUCCUUGAUUUGUGUUCAUCAUUCGAUGCCCCACCCCACAUUUACUGUGCUUUCGCAUCACGAACCCUAGUAGCUGCAAGUUCGGGAUCGAAUCGUUUAACAUAAUAUAGCUAUAUAAUCUAGACCCCUAGGCUAGGCUUAAACAACUGUAAAUAUUGCAAGUAACAGUUUUGAAAGUUCUGCGCUUGGCAUAAAUAUUUAUAACAGUGUACGUUACCAUUAGUUACCUUAUAUUACGUAUAUAUAUAUAAUUUGAUUCGUAAGCGUCA
This is a messenger RNA of Drosophila sechellia, 3479 nucleotides long. RefSeq names its product protein zer-1 homolog. Bases 381 to 2762 code for a protein of 793 amino acids. Gene Ontology annotation, cellular component: Cul2-RING ubiquitin ligase complex. The record is from RefSeq and is a predicted model, not a curated record. Gene Ontology annotation, molecular function: protein binding. The transcript has 8 exons. Lineage: Eukaryota; Metazoa; Arthropoda; Insecta; Diptera; Drosophilidae.